AUGGAACAGUUGUCAGAGGAUCACUAUGUUUUCGUGGAAUUCCCGAAUUUUUUGAAAAGAAAAAGUCAGAAUGAAGUGGAUUUGAAGAUGAAAGUAACAAAUUUGGGGUUGGAUAUUCAUGAAACAGAGGAUAAUGAGCACUUCAUUCGGUUCAUUGAUUUGGAUGUGCUGGAAAAUGUCGAGGUUCUCGUUGGGAAGAAUACGCUGGCAAUUCUUGAUAAGUCAGAGAUCAAACCCAGCAAGAGCCUCACAGUUAUUGUAAAACUUGGUCCUUACUUCCAAUCAGUCGACCAAUUUCGACGUCUCCGGAAUCAACACUUUUAUUUGAAAUAUGACGGCUUCAGACUUAAUGAUCUACGUCUGUUUGUGGAGGACUGGAUUACCACUGGCCGUGAUAUUGGGACACGCUUCAGUUGGGGGCCGCGUCCAUCCGAGGACGUUCAACCCAUUAUGGAGCAUCUGAAGACGCAUUUAGGUGCUGUUGAAGCGGGGUCAAAUCUUGCCUUUUACUUCUCUGACAAAGCAAUUCAUGACAAUGGUUUAACUCUCAAAAUAGGAGAGGAUCGGGAGCUUGUGAUGUUUUGUAAAAAGAUCCGGUCGGAGAGCUUAUCUUAUUGUCAUUGGUCGUUUGAAAUGGAGGUUGUAUCGAGCGCAACUGCAGCUAGCACCGUGCCAACUCCUGAUUUCUGA
This is a messenger RNA of Caenorhabditis remanei, 690 nucleotides long. RefSeq lists its product as uncharacterized. The coding region runs from base 1 to 690 and encodes 229 amino acids. The transcript is spliced from 3 exons. Lineage: Eukaryota; Metazoa; Nematoda; Chromadorea; Rhabditida; Rhabditidae. The record is from RefSeq and is a predicted model, not a curated record.